ACAGCACUGACGAUCGUCACGAUUGGAUUACGGAAAAUGUCGAUGUAUUUCGACUUAUAAAUGCACACCGGCAGACGGGAAGAACGAAUAAUUAGACCCAAAAAAAAAAGAAAAGAAAGAGGCAAAAAAUGAUUCCUGGCUGUGUGGGAAGACAAGGGAGGGGCGUGGAAAGUAUCAACUUGUAUAUUUUAGCAAGCUGUUGAGGCGUGCACCAAAGCAAACCAUUAUUAACUGACAGAAAAACUAAAGGUAUCGAAAGCGUAUAUACACGGUGUUAGGCAUGAGGUAGGAGCACAGCCUGCGUAGAGCAAUAACUGAAGUAACUACACUCAAGUGACCAGAUAAUCCGGUCUCCUGCACCAGCAUUGCAUUUCGCUGUUGUUUUCCCCGUAAAGCGUGCGUAAAACCGAGGACGCAAGGACCGGGAGAGAAGGGAGAUCCAGACAACGAAAGAAGUGCCCCUGAAUAUGAUCACCUUUCUGUUCAUCGUGCUGUCUGUCCCCCGCGUACUAUCUUCUUCGACACUGGCCGCCAUCCUGCCCCAGGACCCCGCCCUGCGGAUCGGCUCCACGCUGACGGCGUCCUGCACGGUGAGCCCGGAGCUGGGGCUGCACGCCGGCGCCCUCUACUGGACGCUGAACGGGCGGCGGCUCCCCAGCGCCUCCUACAGGCCGCUGGGCCCCACCGCGCUGGGCCUGACGCUGCCGCGGCUCAACGGCUCGCGCCAGCAGUCCGGCGACAACCUGGUGUGCCACAGCAACGGCGGACACGUGCUGGCCGGCUCCUGCCUCUACGUGGGCAUGCCUCCAGAGAAGCCGGCCGACCUGACCUGCUGGUCCCGGAACACCAAAGACCUGACCUGCAGCUGGAGGCCCGGGAGCCAGGGGGAGACCUUCAUCAGGACCAAGUACACCCUCAAGUACAAGCUGAAGUGGUACGGGCGGGAGAAGGAGUGUGGGGACUACAGCAGCAGCCAGCCCUACUCCUGCUACAUCCCGCGCGACCUGGCCCUCUUCACGCCCUACGAGAUCUGGGUGGAGGCGUCCAAUCAGCUGGGGGCCGCCACCUCCGACCUCAUCACUCUGGACAUCCUGGACGUGGUGACCACGGACCCCCCCAGUGACGUCCAGGUGAGCCGUGUGGGGGAGCUGGAGGACCAGCUGACCGUGCGCUGGGGCACCCCCCCGGCCCUCAAGGAGUUCCUCUUCCAGGCCAAGUACCAGAUCCGCUACAGGCUGGAGGACAGCAGCGACUGGAAGGUGAUGAGGGACGUGGGGAACCAGACGUCCUGCAGGCUGGCGGGACUGCGGGCGGGCACGGUGUACUUCGUCCAGGUGCGCUGCAACCCCGUGGGGAUCUACGGCUCCAGGAGGGCGGGCAUCUGGAGCGGCUGGAGCAGCCCCACGGCCGCCUCCACGCCCCACGCCGCCCAGCUCCAGGGCGGCUCGUGCGACCCCAAGGCGGGCGAGCAGAACUCCACCCUGCGGCGGGAGCUGAAGCAGUUCUUCGGCUGGGUGCGCAAGCACGCCUUCGGCUGCAGCGGCAUGAGCAUCAAGCUGUACGACCAGUGGAGGGUGUGGCUGCAGAAGUCCCACAAAACGCGCAACCAGGUAGAUUCUGCCGGGCGAUGAGUCGUAGCAUAUGCUCAAGACGAAAGUAAAAAAAAAAAAGAAAAAAGAAGAACUGAAAAUGACGGAAUUUUGAGUGGGAAAAUCUGUGUUCUGGAAUGCUGUUGGGUUCCGCACAUGGAAUGUUCUGCUGCUAGUGGAAACCCUCGUGGGAGCUCUUGGAAGACCAACCUGUGCGGAGGAAUGGACUCUAUGGUGCUCCAGGCCAGAGACACACCGAGCAGACUUGAAUUAUGGGCCACGGACCUCCCAGAGAAUCGCGAAUAGUUUUCAGGCCAAUCGAGAGAACGAGAGAGUGUGAGAGAAUGAGAGAGGGAGAGAAUGAGAUAAUGACAGAGAGAAUGAGAGAGGGAGUGAGAACAAGAGAAUGAGAGAGUGUGAGAGAAUGAGAGAGGGAGAGAGAGAAUGAGCGAGAGGGAGAGAGGGAGUGAGAGAGAGGGAUACAGAAGGAGAGAGAGGGAGAGAGAAAAUGAGAUGGAGUGAUAGAGUGAGAGAGAGAGAGGGAGUGAGAGAGUGAGAGAGAUGGAGAGAGAAGGAGUGAUAGAGUGAGAGAGAGGGAGAGAGUGUACCACUGUAUCCUCUGUGAUUAAGCUUCUUUGUUAUUUUCGGGGUGCAGUCUAAAGCGCUCUGUCCAGUGUGAGGAGUGAAGCAGGCAGAAUGUAGCGUGGGUAUUUAUUGGGCUCGCAGAGAGCGGGAUUUAACGUGGCAUUACAGUCGGCAUGGCAACCCUCCCUGCCGCACACAACCCCCAGAGAUAACCCCCCCCCCCCCCCCCCCCGUUCCGCCCGCACGGCAGCCGCCCGGGUGGGAUAAUCCCAGCAGAGCCCCAGCGGGAUAAAUGACUGGUGAUGAGCCAGGAACGGGGGAACGUUCCCACCUGCUGCUCUGUCUGUCAGAGGCGAUCCUUUUCCCCAGGUGCUGGUCACACACGGCUGACCGUUAACCCUUCGAAGAGCUGUUUUGUUUUUUUUUGGAAUGUUUUUCAUCAAAGUCAGUGUGCUAGAACUACAUUGCUUUUAAUUAAUAAUAAUAAUAAU
Messenger RNA from Conger conger (European conger), 2665 nucleotides. RefSeq names its product cytokine receptor-like factor 1. Gene Ontology annotation, molecular function: protein binding; cytokine receptor activity. The record is from RefSeq and is a predicted model, not a curated record. Lineage: Eukaryota; Metazoa; Chordata; Actinopteri; Anguilliformes; Congridae. Gene Ontology annotation, biological process: cytokine-mediated signaling pathway. The transcript is spliced from 8 exons. Gene Ontology annotation, cellular component: external side of plasma membrane. Bases 468 to 1631 code for a protein of 387 amino acids.